AUGCUCUUCAAAAGCAUCACACUCCUUGCCGCAGCGAGCCUCUCACAGGCUGUCGUUCUCCCCGCACGACAGGUUAGCGAUGGCAGCAAAUGCAUCGACCCGCCACAGAGAAUUGAGUGGCGCAAGCUCGAGCCUGCUCAGCAGAAGGGAUACAUUGACGCCGUGCUUUGCUUGAAGACAAAGCCUUCGCGUAUCGGUCUAAAGUCACUGUUCGAUGACUUCCCGCACAUCCACUUCCAAUUGGCUGGCAGUAUCCACAAUCAAGCGACGUUUCUACCCUGGCACAGGUACUUCACCAAGUGCUACUUUGAUGCGCUCGGCGAAUACAGCUACUGGGAUUGGACACUCGACCACGACUCCCUCCUCGCAUCCCCGGUCAUGUCGUCCACCACCGGCUUCGGUGGCAACGGCGACGCCAACCGUAGCGAGUAUAACGCGCCCACCGACCAGACACUAUCGUGUGUCAACAGCGGACCCUUCAAGGACCUGCGCCCAGAGUACCUCCCCAAUUCGCCCACUGAGAUGACGGAGGGAGGUCAUUGUUUCUUCCGCAGUGUGGCCGAGGCCAACGAGCCAGAGGCUUGGAAUGCAAUGAAAGAUACGCUCACCCCGGAAUACGUUGCCAAUCAGCAGAAGCUCGAGACCUUCGCAAAGUUUGCGCCGGAUCUCGAGGCCAGUCCACAUGGAACUAUCCACGCCAGUUUGGGUGGCGAAAUGAACCCCACGACUUCGCCAAACGAGCCACUUUUCUUCCUUCACCACCCGCAAAUCGAUCGUCUGUGGUGGAACUGGCAGCAGCGGGAUCCAGAGAAGCGUGUAGCUGAUUAUAGCGGCAUGCAUAAACCUUGGGGAAGCACAAGUUUCAUUCCAGCGUCUAUGAACGAUACAUUGAACAUGCUAGGCGUCGCAGACGAUGUACUAGUCAAGGAUGUUAUGAGCACCACUGGCCCAGUAUUGUGUUAUCGGUACUAG
Bipolaris maydis ATCC 48331 is the source of this 972-nucleotide messenger RNA. RefSeq lists its product as uncharacterized. NCBI's taxonomy places the organism in Eukaryota, Fungi, Ascomycota, Dothideomycetes, Pleosporales, Pleosporaceae. The record is from RefSeq and is a predicted model, not a curated record. Gene Ontology annotation, molecular function: oxidoreductase activity.